This is a messenger RNA of Chenopodium quinoa (quinoa), 1757 nucleotides long. RefSeq names its product GDSL esterase/lipase At4g10955-like. The record is from RefSeq and is a predicted model, not a curated record. NCBI's taxonomy places the organism in Eukaryota, Viridiplantae, Streptophyta, Magnoliopsida, Caryophyllales, Amaranthaceae. The transcript is spliced from 2 exons. The coding region runs from base 353 to 1519 and encodes 388 amino acids.
CCAUUAGAUUACAUUUAUUUUCUUCCCUUUUUAAUCCAACGACUAAUUACAAACAACAUUCACACUCCUCCUCCGCUUACUUCUUCAAUUCAAAUCACAAAACCCAGAAUCAAUUCUUCUUCCAUUUUCUAUUUCUCUCUCCUCAAAUUCUUCUCUCAUUUGUGUUUGGUUGUGGGAAUAAGGAAUCCAAUUCUGGGGUUUAUUUUCCUUAUCUUCUUCCUCUGCAUUUUUCUGCAAAUGAUGUGACAUUAUUCAAUUUGAAUCAAAAAAAGGGACGGUCCAAAACUAUAAUUAUAGCAUAUUCUUCAAGAUCAAAACUUUAUUCAAAAGGGGGUUCUAUUAAAUAAAAAAAAUGGCGGUUGAAAUUGAAGGAAAUCGUCAAGUAGAAGAAGAAAUGGUUGCAAACACUAUGCAAAUGGUGGAAAGUGGCGGUGUUGAAAGUCACCCUUAUGCAUUUCAUGUUUCUGGGCCUCGGAAUCUUUCUUCGCCUAAUUGGAGAGAUAUCAUCAAUUCUAGCUGGAAAGAUGGCAAUUAUAAAAGAACAGUCAUGGCGUGCUUCAUACAAGCUGCUUACCUGCUAGAGCUUGACAGGCAAGAAAACAGAACACCCGAUAAUGCUUUGGCUCCAAAGUGGUGGUUGCCUUUCAAAUACAAAUUAACUCAGACCUUAAUCGAUGAGAGAGAUGGAUCCAUAUUCGGAGCAGUACUUGAAUGGGACCGCUCUGCAGCUUUGGCUGACUUCAUUUUCAUGCGGCCAAGUGGGGCCCCAAAGGCCGUUUUAGCUCUAAGAGGAACAAUCCUCAAGAGCGUGACAAUUCGAAGGGAUUUAACUGAUGACCUCCGUUUCCUUGCUUGGGAAAGUUUAAAAGGUUCAGUAAGAUUCAAAGUGGCUUUUGAUGCACUCAAAUCGAUUGCAGACAAGUAUGGAAGUGGUAAUGUCUCUAUUGUCGGUCAUUCAUUAGGUGCUGGGUUUGCCCUUCAGAUCGGGAAGGCAUUAGCCAAAGAAGGAAUAUAUGUGGAGGCUCAUUUAUUCAACCCUCCAUCGGUUUCCCUAGCCAUGAGCCUUAAGAAUCUUGGAGAGAAAGCGGUUUUUGGUUGGAAAAGAAUCAGGGCAAUGCUUCCUUCAGGAGCCGAAAUCCAGAGCAUAUCAACAGACGAUCAGAACAAGGUGGCAAAUGAGGUGUUGAGAAAAUGGGUCCCGCAUUUGUAUGUAAAUAACAGUGAUUAUGUAUGCUGCUAUUAUGCUGAUCCAACUGGGAGUGUUGAAGUCGGAAACAACAGUGGCAGUAAAGAGAAUGUGGCUCCUGUGAACAACAAUGCUGCCAGUGUGGCUGCAAAGCUCUUUGUAUUGUCCAAGGGAAAUCAGAAGUUUCUCGAUGCUCAUAGGUUGGAGCAGUGGUGGGCUGAUGAUCUGGAACUCCAAACCGUUAUAAACAACAGCAAGCUGAUUAGUCGGCAACUCAAAUCUUUGUAUCAACUCCCAGCAUCGCAGCAGGUGGCACCAGGGAAGCAAAGAUAGCAUCCAGGGAACCCAAAUUGAUACGCUGAUCCGAAGUAUUUCAUUUUCAUCUCAUUGUCCUCAUAAUUGUGAUCUAAUGUUUUACAAUUGAGACUUUUAAUCAUUUUUUCCUUAGUAAUCUUCAGAAACUUUGGGCCUGUUGGUCUUGCAGAGUUAAUGUAAAUUCCCCUUCAAAUAAGUAGCAAUAUCUUCUGAUUACUAGUUUAGCACAGCUUCUUAAUAUUGAACUAUCCUUAAA